GAGGAGUGUCAUUAUUUGCCCAACUUAUGAUCGCUUGCCUUAUAAUCGAUUAGAAAGUCUGUUGUUAUUUUUGUUCUGAGUGUUGUUGCAUUUUGUGUUGUGUUAUGACAGUUAUGUGUUUGCUGUACCUAUGUCACAUGUGAUUUGUUAUUCAGCGUUCUUUUAUUUUUUGUUCUAUAAACUUUCAAAUUUGUUUACAUCAUUGUCUUUUAUUGUGCACGGGUAGAGUACUUUAAAUUUAAAUCUGGUAACUGUCACAAACAGAGAUUUUUUUCAAUUCACUAUAGGCCUACUUAUUAUGUACAUACCUUUAUAAUAUAAUAUUGUUUUAUCAACUUGUAUAUUAAUAUUUCAUAUUUCCACUAUAGGUAACUACUAUUUUUUAUUUUUCGGAGUGGAAUGUUAAAUGAGAAAGAAAAAAGUGAUGGCAAAGUUGUAUUUUUUCUUAGUUCUUAUUAGAUUUUAUUGUUGGUGGGGAUCACGCAAUACGUCCAACUAAUUAAGUAUCAUGUGGCAGUUGAUUCAGACUAUGAACAUCUGCUGGAAGGCGAUUGAUUUGAGGGUUUACUUCCCCAUCUGAUGUAGGAAUGGCAAAUGUAAACUGCAAUUAAUAUCAACAUUUGACAAACUCACGCUCCAUAUGAUGUCACUACAUAUUCUGAUAGGUUGUACUGGAAGUGUUGCUUCUAUCAAGGUUCCAAUUUUAGUGCGGGCACUUUUGGAGCAUUUUCCUCAGUCAGAAAUCAGAGUUGUCUCAACAGAGCACGCACAACAUUUUUUCACUAAAGAGGACAUCCCAGUACCUGUUCUCACAGAGAGGGAUGAAUGGGAGACCUGGUCUAAAAUUCAGGAUCCUGUAUUACAUAUAGAAUUACGAAAGUGGGCUGAUCUGCUUCUAAUUGCCCCUCUUGAUGCCAACACAUUAGCCAAAAUUGCUAAUGGUAUAUGUGAUAAUUUAUUGACUUGUAUUGUACGAGCAUGGGACAAUCAAAGACCUCUCCUUUUUGCCCCAGCUAUGAAUACAUAUAUGUAUGAGCACCCAUUAACCUCUAGCCAUAUACUGUCAUUGAAGAGUUUGGGCUACAUAGAGAUACCAUCCAUUUCCAAGAAACUUGCUUGUGGAGACACAGGUUAUGGAGCUAUGGCAGAGGUAUCAACAUUGGUGUCUGCUGUAGAAAGUGCUGUAGUUCAAGUUCCAGCUUCAGCCCAACUUACAUAAAUCUUCCAAUUUCUGGUCACAACCAUGGUUGUGACUUUUAACUUUAAAAAAAAAAUUGUUUUUGUGCAUUUAAAAGUGUGUUAAAAAGUCUUUUAUAAUUGUUUUUUUUUAAAAUAAAUCUUGGGUAUCAUUCCCAUCUCUUCCUGUCAACAGCCUUACUAAUUUAACAAAUCAGCAUUCCAGAUCUGUUGUUUGAAUUGUCUAUUCAUAUAUCAGUUUAAGUUUGGAUUUUCACAAAUAUUGAGAUGUUCUGGUCUAUUUUUAAUUUUUGUUAAGUGAUUAUAUUUGUUAUGUAAAUAAAAUGUACACAAUUUCUAUGUAAUUUGUUAAUGAUACCAAUAAUGUACUUUUUUUAAAGAUAAUAAAAGUCAUUUGAUGUUUCCUAUUUAA
Molecule: messenger RNA, 1609 nt
Organism: Physella acuta
Lineage: Eukaryota; Metazoa; Mollusca; Gastropoda; Physidae
Product: phosphopantothenoylcysteine decarboxylase-like
Biological process (GO): coenzyme A biosynthetic process
Cellular component (GO): phosphopantothenoylcysteine decarboxylase complex
Molecular function (GO): phosphopantothenoylcysteine decarboxylase activity; FMN binding
Source: RefSeq, a predicted model, not a curated record